Molecule: messenger RNA, 1086 nt
Organism: Antrostomus carolinensis (chuck-will's-widow)
Lineage: Eukaryota; Metazoa; Chordata; Aves; Caprimulgiformes; Caprimulgidae
Gene: SLC38A9
Product: solute carrier family 38 member 9
Exons: 10
Biological process (GO): amino acid transmembrane transport
Cellular component (GO): lysosomal membrane
Molecular function (GO): L-amino acid transmembrane transporter activity
Source: RefSeq, a predicted model, not a curated record
ACUGCUUCACUGAUUACAAGAUCCAGAAAGCCAUUCCAUGUGGAGCCUACAAACAUAGUCAGCGUGAACGAUGACAUGCAAAGAGUCACUGAUGAAGCUUCAGCAAUGAAUAAGCGGAUUCAUUACUACAGCAGGCUCACGUCUCCUACGGAUAGGGCACUGAUUGCUCCUGAUCACGUACUUCCAGCUCCUGAUGACAUCUAUGUGUACAGUCCAUUAGGAACUGCUUUUAAAGUUGACAGUUGCACAGAUGGCCAUGGUAAAAACUCCAGUAUAGUGACAAUAUUUAUGAUAUGGAAUACAAUGAUGGGUACAUCUAUAUUAAGUAUCCCAUGGGGAAUAAAACAGGCAGGCUUUACUUCUGGAAUCAUUCUCAUCUUAUUGAUGGGCAUUUUGACUCUUUACUGUUGCUACAGAGUUGUGAAAUCACGGAAAAUGAUACCUUUAAUAGAUACCUCAAACUGGGAAUUUCCAGAUGUUUGCAAGUAUUACUUUGGAUCCUUUGGUCAAUGGUCAAGCCUCUUAUUUUCUAUGGUAUCACUUGUUGGAGCCAUGGUUGUUUAUUGGGUGCUUAUGUCCAACUUCCUGUUCAACACUGGAAAGUUCAUAUACAACUUUGUUCAUGACAUUAAUGUAACAGAUAUUGUUCCUGGCACGAAUGGAAGUAACAAAGUCAUUUGUCCAAGUGCUGCUAGCAGUCACCCACCACAGAACAGGAGUGUGGUGUUCUCUUCUGGCAACAGUACAGGUUUUGAACUCUUCGAGGAAUGGUGGGACAAAUCACAGACAGUACCGUUUUACCUGAUUGCUGUUCUUCUGCCCCUGCUAAAUCUGAAGUCUCCAUCCUUCUUUGCAAAGUUUAAUGUCUUAGGUACUGUUUCCGUUGUCUACUUAGUUUUUCUGGUUACUGUAAAGGCUGCUCAUCUGGGAAUCCACUUAGAAUACAACUGGUUUACAGAGAAUGAUUUCUUUGUACCAGAGUUUAGAAUUCUGUUCCCUCAGCUCACAGGGAUUCUGACACUUGCCUUCUUCAUCCACAAUUGUGUCAUCACACUUCUUCAAAAUAACAGGAAUCAAGAAAACAAU